Molecule: messenger RNA, 2272 nt
Organism: Puntigrus tetrazona (Sumatra barb)
Lineage: Eukaryota; Metazoa; Chordata; Actinopteri; Cypriniformes; Cyprinidae
Gene: cfap97
Product: cilia and flagella associated protein 97
Exons: 5
Coding region: 334-1791 (485 amino acids)
Biological process (GO): spermatogenesis
Source: RefSeq, a predicted model, not a curated record
CGUCACCUAGUUACAGUAGCUAACGAGCCCACAUACUCUUCUGUGUAGCGAGGUGGGCAGCUGAGAAAGCCUGUUUUAGCUCUUUUCGUCAUGAUUAUCGCCUUUCUGAAGACCAUUUGGAGAUAAACAGCGAAGUAAAAUGAAGUACGUCCGCUCGUUGUGUUGGAGGUUUAUCCCGACAGUGUCGCGGUCGCGCGUGUUUUGAUGUGAAUGUCAAGAGGUGGGCACUUCUAACGUUAACUGGCUGUGUGACUUCGAGCUGGCGUGCGUGAGUUUUGCGUUUGUGCACAGGUUCCGCUGAAUGAGGGCAUAUUUGGAAGACACACUUCAGAAAUGUACAGCCCCAAAGAGCUAGAAGGAGAAGUUGACCACUCAUUCUUUGACAGUGACUGUGACGCUAGUGCACUUGCUUCUGAAGAUGUACAGCCUAAUAAACAGAAGGUCAUGGAAAGACAAGAUGAAAAAACAGGAGGUGUUUCAAUAGAUCAGAUAGGAAGAGGUGCUCAAAGUGUAAGGAAUAGUAAAGAUGGAGCUAGAUUUGAGGAUGAUUUAAAGCAGGGCAGCAGGGGCCAAAACGAAGAGACAGAAUUAAAAAAAGAGCGACAAAGUAGUGAAGGAUUUUUCAAAGGUUCUUUAUCACUUCCAAGUGCCAAAAGCUCAGAGACUGUGAACAACAGCCAAUCAGAUGAAGGAUCUAGUGUGCAUUCAUACUCAUCGGAUGAGGAAAGAGAGCUGGAUUUUAAACUCAGGAAAACCAAUGUUAAUGUAACCAGCGACGACGACGACGAUGGAUACCAUCGUAGUGACGAUGAAAGUGAGGAGGAUAGGAGAUCGCCGGUCACACGGUCAACAAAACAUAAGGGAUUGUCCCACGGAACACCUAAAAAAUCUGCUGGAAAAUUCCACAAGCUGAGCCGUAGCCGGUCAUCAUCAUCCGACCCCGAGUCCUCCCAAAGUAGUGAAGAAAGAAGCUCUUUUCAAUCUCAGAAAUCAUCUGUAAAACAUCGGCGGGUCGGUUCAGCUUACCAGAAAGAACGACCAAGAGAAACAGCGGAAUCCGAGGACACAGUUACUGAUGUGACCCCUCUCUCCACACCAAAUGUUAGUCCUUCCCAGUCAAGUGAUGUGGCUCUUCCCUCUGAACCCGUGGCAGCAGAUGUUCAACAGCGACAACAGCCCAGCGUUACUGAGAAGAUGCUAGCGAAUGAUAUUUCGGUGGGUCAGGACAGUUUAAGUUCAGAAGGAGAGGGUGGACCAGUGUUUUUAAAAGUAGAGAAGCAGUUAAACAGGGUACUUAUGGUCUCCAGCCCUGGCAGUGUUAGCAGCAGCCGUAAGAACUAUUCCUUCACGAAUGAAGAGGUACGGCAGAUCGACCGGGAGAACCAGCGGCUGUUACAUGAACUGUCCCGGUCAUCGGCGCGUUCCCGCAGCGGCAGCUCUGCCUGCUCUAAAAGCAGCAGCAGCAGUCGCAGGAGUAGUGCGCCACCCAUACGCCUUUACCACAGCGCCCUCAACAGACAACGAGAGCAAGAGCGCAUUCAAAAGGAAAACAUGGCAUUCCUGAAGCGUCUAGAAUCUGUGAAGCCCACUCCUGGCAUGACCCGUGAUGAACAGCUAGCUGAUUACCAGCAGCAGUGCCGAUACCUGGGAACACACAACACCGCUAUCCCACCAGUCAAACUCAAGUCCAGCAAGACAUCUGGAAGGGCUUCGAGACCUGGUAGCAGUCCUCACAAAUCUAGAUCGGAAUCCGCUAAACUCAGAACUACACCACGGCCUGCAUGGUCCUGAUUCUCAUAUUUUACCUUCUCUUUCUCUGCCCUCAACACUUUCUCUUACACGGCUGUAAGUAAAAUACAGACUGCAGAUCACAACACAAAAUCUUCUGGAUAAAUGUUGCAAAAAAGGCUUGAGCUCAUGGUAAUUUGUCCAGGUGUGGAGUGAUAUAAAUGAAAAUACUUGUUAGAGAGUAACCACAGCUAAACAUUUGCUACAUUUAUUCGACAGUGUGCAGCUUUUUUCUGUAUGUAAUAUUUAGAAACGGAUUUAGACUCAAUGAAUUCAGUCAACACCGAUCGGGACCAUAAAUUGUGACAAUCCACUUUCUGAAAUAUUAAGAAGUAAACUAGUGCCUAUAUGUGACAGACAACUGUAUGUAUUUUUAAGCGGUGUAUUGUAAAGACAUUGCAGCAAUUUUCAGAAUAAUUAAUUACGUGACACAUCUGUCAGAAACUAAAUCUCAUGUGAAAUAAAGCUUUAUUUGUUAUGGUUA